Molecule: messenger RNA, 2475 nt
Organism: Cryptosporidium muris RN66
Lineage: Eukaryota; Apicomplexa; Conoidasida; Eucoccidiorida; Cryptosporidiidae
Exons: 1
Coding region: 1-2475 (824 amino acids)
Source: RefSeq, a predicted model, not a curated record
AUGUUCAAUAAUGUCAUAGAAUCAUUUGAAUCUCUUUUAGGUAAUAAUAAUGGAGGGGUGGAUAUUUUAUUUACUUCUGACUCUAUUAAAGAAUGUCUUGUAGCUCAGAAUAUACUACCUAGUCUAAUAUAUAGGAAUUUAUACUAUUUAGACUGGGAUAAAUAUGACAAAAUACUAUUAAAACUAAAGAAAAUUGGGUCAAUUGCCAGUAUAAAUUUUGUAUAUCUAGAACCAAUAAUUUAUAUACUCAAAGAUAGAAUUUUGCGUAUUAUAGAAUAUAUGAAUAAGAGCCUAAUAACGAGAGAUAAUAUUAAAAUAAAUAUUAUUGUACCCUAUAAUUCGAAUAUUUUGGAAGAAUAUACUAAACUUGCUGGUAUAGAUUAUAUGGAUAUUUCUCCAAGUAUUAAUCUCGCAAAUUUUGAUUUUAAAAGUAUAACAAGGACUCUUAGGGAAAAAUAUGAUCGGUAUGACAUUAAUAUAGUAUGUAUAAAAUCUUUAUUUUUGUUUUUUUGUAAUAGUUCUAGUAUAUAUGAUAGCAAAAGAGCUAUUUUAGAUAAUAUAAACUUGAAUACAAGAGGUAAUGUGCAUUUAUUUUGUACAUGUAAAUCAGAUGGCCUAUUUCCAAUAUUAGAGGACGAUAUAGAUGAAAUAUACAAAUCAGCUGUGCUUCAGAGGCGUAAUAUGAAUAAAUUACCUUAUGAAAUGCCUAUAUUAUUUAGUCCUGAAAGCAUAAAGAAGAACUUAAAUCUUUUAGAGCUUGAGAAUUUACCAUUUUUUUUACGAGAUAGUUAUUCUAAGCAUAUUAUUCAAAUAAUGACAUUUAUUAUGCAGAUUUCUGGAAAUAAAAAUAGUAAUUAUACAGGAGAUGAUCUAAAUGAUUGGAUUAUUCCAGUUACAGAUAUUUUUUCGCUUGGGCCUUCUUCUAGAAUAGUUGCUACACACUUAGCAAAGAGUUGUAGAAGAAUUGCUAAAAAUAGAAACUUCCAACUUUCUAAUAUCAAACUAGAAUCAAAGGAUACCUUUGAUGAAAAGAUUACACUGGUUAUAAUGGACAGGACUAUGGAUUUUGUAUCCCCAAUAUUUUCUCCAGUUUCCAUCACAUCAACUCAAGAUUUAAAUGUGACUAAGUUCAAUGAAGAGAUUUUGGAGUAUUUAGAUAAAUCUACAACUUAUAAACCAGAUAAAUUAGAUAUAGACAUAAGUUCAGUAUAUCAAUGUGAAGAAUCAACUGAUCCAACAGUACUUUCUGUAUUGUUAGAUCCUGACAAACUUCAGAAGGAUCUUAUAUUAUCUGAUCAAUAUCCAGUAAUAUCUUUUCAAUUCAUUGCAAUAUUAAGGGAUUUUCUGAAUAAAAUAAAGAAUAACAAAGACCAAGAAAUAAGUUAUAAUAAUUACAUAACAAGAAUAUUAAUGUGCAUAUCUUCUCCAUUAUAUCAAUGUAAUCGAGAUGAAGUUCCAGGAUGGAUUAAGGUUUUAACCAGUAUAAAUCAAUCCAAUCUAAGCUUGAAAUUAUGGAAUCAAAUCUCAAAUGAUUAUAAAGAUGAAUCUAGUCGCUUUAUUAUUCUCAAAUAUAUCACAAAUAAUUUGGCAAAAGUAUUUGAUAUUGAAUUGCCAAUAGAAGUAAGUAUUAGGAAUUACGAGAAUCCUGAGAAUGACUUCAUUCAUAUUCUCGAGAUAUUAAUUUAUAUACUUGAGCAAUUGAGAUUUAAAUUAAUGCCACCAUCUGUGGUACUACCUUGGAUAUCAAAACCGAAUAAUGCAAUUAACAAUUAUGAUAUUGACUUAGAUACCAUGGUAUUUAUAUCUUCACUUCACAUAUUUUUAUUGCCAUUAAUAUUUAUGAAUUCAAAUCCAUACUUUGCAAUAUUUUCUAAACAUCUAAGACGUAAAUUUACUUGUACAGCCUUUGAAACUAUAAAUGCUAAUAAAGAUGGAGUGGAGUAUAUGAAAUCAGAUAUAAUGAAUAUAUUAACAAUGGCUAUAUCCUGUGCUUGCUAUGAAGGGCCUGACUGUAGAUUAUCAUCGUUUAAUAUUAAUAUUCCACAAAUUAAGGAAAUUUUGAAACUCCAACAACGUCUUCUAAGUAUUAGGUCAUGUCGUUCUAGUCUAAAACAUCGUUCAUUUAGAAACUUUUCAUAUGCUAAUUUAUUGGCAAAGUCUAAUCCCUACUCAAGUCUUAUAGCCCAAAUUAUUGCUAAUAUUAUGUCGGAAAAUUCUAAAUAUUUAGAUGAUUUAUAUUAUUUACAACUAUCCAAUACCAAUGCAAAAGAUAACCAUGACAAUUCAACGAUUAUAUUGAAUAUUAUUGGUGAUAUAUCACUUGCUGAAAUUCAUGAAAUCCAAAUUUUGCUAGAUAGUUACAAAAAAAAUAUAGCAUUCAAUUUUUACAUUAUUUGUGAUAACAUUACUUCUCCAUAUAGCUUAUCAAGAAGAGUACUCAAACCAAUAUCGAAGCUAAAUGAUGAGAUUUUAUGA